AUGAAGGGUGCGUUGGAUCGGACGAAGGUGGUGCUGCGGCGCUUACCGCCCUCCCUUUCUGAGGCCGCUCUUUUGGCCCAAAUUGAUGCCACCUUCGCUGGCCGUUACAACUGGCUAUCUUUCCGUCCGGGCAAAAUCAGCCAGAAGCAUAUAUCAUAUUCUAGAGCCUACAUUGACUUCAAGAGGCCAGAUGACGUUAUACUGUUUGCGGAGUUCUUUAAUGGACACGUCUUUGUGAAUGAAAAGGGAUCUCAGUUCAAAGUCAUUGUUGAAUAUGCCCCUUCCCAACGUGUUCCAAGACAGUGGUCUAAAAAGGAUGGUCGUGAUGGAACCAUUUAUAAAGAUUCUGAGUAUCUGGAGUUUCUUGAACUACUUACCAAGCCUGUGGAGAAUCUUCCCAGCGCUGAGAUACAAUUGGAGAAGAGAGAAGCCGAACGAUCUGGUGCUGCAAAAGACAUUCCUAUAAUUACACCGCUUAUGGACUUUGUGCGCCAGAAAAGAGCUGCGAAGGGACCUCGGAGGUCAUUAUCAAAUGGAAAAGUGAGUAGAAGAGCUGGUACUUCAUCAAAUGGGAGUCCUAGUUCAGGCACAUCAAGACGAGGUUAUGGAAAAAAGAGGGUUUCUGCUACAAUGUAUGUUGCCAGGGACCCAGGGAAAAGUUCUGCUAUGAAAGAGAAACCAAUUUAUACUUUGGUUCCUAGGCAAGGUGAUCAGCAGAUUUCAAAUAAAGCUUCAAACAUGGCCUCUUCAGAUGGAAAACAAAAUCUUGAUGAGAAUGGUAAAGUUGAUGUAUCUGACUUAGAUAGCAUGUCACAGCAUCAAAAUGUAACACCUUCAGCCAAAACAAUUGUUGGUGCAACAGUUUUGAAGCAAAAUCAGAGGCAUGAAGGUAGUGGAAGGAUUAUCAGAAGUAUACUCUCGAAAAAGGAGAUGCGUCAAAGCCAGUCUUCCAGGGCACUAUCUGAGCAGCAAAUCCAGACAUCUAAUCUAGAAAAAGAAAAACAAUCUCCUCGACCCAUACAUGUGCAACUAAUUCUGAAGGGCAUGAAUGGAACACCAGAGAAUAAGAUUAGUGUGCAUGAUUCACAUUUACCUAGCGAGAGGCAGGAGAGACAUAUUAGACAUAAAGAUAGACCUGAUCGUGGUGUAUGGACAAAUCGUUCCAAUGGAGCUGAUGAGUCUUUCUCAAUUGCUGCUUCCUCACUAGUAGAUCCUUUGGAAGGAAAUCAUGUAGAUUUGAAACAUGACAUGCCAUAUACAAGAAGUGGGGAUGCAAAAUCUCUUGGAGGUGUCCGCACCGGUCAUUCUUCAGAAAAUGGCUUCAAUAAGCAUUUUGGUCGCCGUGGACCAACACAUGGGGUAAAGGAUGUUGAUGGCUAUUCAGUUUCAAGUGAAGGGAAGCAUCCUAGAAGAUCUAGUACCUCUGCUUAUGGUUCCAAUGAGAAACAAGUUUGGGUUCAAAAAGCAAGUUCUGGUUUUGAAAUUUCUCUUGAUCUGGCAUUAUAG
Molecule: messenger RNA, 1506 nt
Organism: Sphenostylis stenocarpa
Lineage: Eukaryota; Viridiplantae; Streptophyta; Magnoliopsida; Fabales; Fabaceae
Source: the annotation of a GenBank genome assembly